Messenger RNA from Gallus gallus (chicken), 7262 nucleotides. RefSeq names its product chromosome 18 open reading frame 63 (gene C18orf63). The coding region runs from base 3564 to 5759 and encodes 731 amino acids. The record is from RefSeq and is a predicted model, not a curated record. NCBI's taxonomy places the organism in Eukaryota, Metazoa, Chordata, Aves, Galliformes, Phasianidae. The transcript is spliced from 14 exons.
GUGCUCCGCCUCGCCUCAGUCAGCCAAAGGCGCGCGAGCUCUACUCCGCUAUCUUCCCCUCAGGCCGCGCUCCGCUGUGGCUCCUCGGGCGGGAGACGGUGUUGGCGCCACGAUGUGGCCGUGAGGGGGAGCGCCUCAGGGGACCGCCCCGCCCUCCUGCCGCAGGUGUGCGCUCACUUCAGCGCCCUCCCGCUGGUCUGAGGGGGCCAGGAGGGGUUCCCUCGCCUUCUCUCGGCGGCGAUCUUCCAAGCACAGUUGCCCUGUUUUCCUUUAGUUUUAUUUGAGGUAAAACCCAGCUUCAGAGCAGCUCUCUGUGCUCUGAGGAAAGCCAGCUACCUCAGGUCGCAGCGUCCUGAUUGACUCCUUCAGUGGGAUUUUAGGUUGUCUUUUUCUGUUGUUUGGUUGCUCGUUUUUUGGGAGGAGGAGGAGGGAUUGCUUAUUUGUUUCCAACGUAACUUAAGUAACAUAAAGCUUACAGAGAGUGAUUCAGGUGCUACCCCCAGUUUAUGACAGCAAACCCAAUGGCAAGAGUCCCUGUGGUCCCUCACAGCUUUGUGUAGCUUUCAGUGUAAAUGAGGAGGUUCCCCAUGCCAUUGCCCAGGCUGGUAUGAAAAUAAUAAAUACUGCUUACCAAUUCUGUGAUUUCUCCGCCUGCUCUGAAUGAAGAUCAGUGACAGCCAUUCUCUGACUGAAAGUCACCUUAGCAUGAGCUGUGUUGGUUUAAAGAUGGUGUGUUAUGAUCACUGCAUUUACGGGUGUAAUUCUUCCUGCACAGUCAAGAUCUGCUGCUAAAGAAGGCACUUGGGUUUGUUUUAGGUGAUUCCUCAUUGGCAGAUCUCUCUCACCUGGUACUUCUCUCUUUUUCCUCUUCCCUGAAGGAGCAAACCAUCUACCAGCAUUCUGUCCCAUUAGUUUUUAUGAUCAUUGGGAAGACAUAGCUUAUUCUGAAUACAGCAAGUGGCUCUCACAGGAGAAUUGUCCUCUCCAGAAAGCAAAGCCCAGGAACACUAUAGCGUGCUUUACAACAUCUUUAUCACAAAAAUCCCCACUUGGCCAUUCAGAAGACUUUUAAAGUUUACUGAAAGCAGAGGACCCAGCCUUUCUUUUCUGUGUUUGCAAUCUGACAAGAUGAUUUUUCUCCUCAUUUGUUUGAAAUGGCGCUUUGCCUUAAAGCUAUAGCUUUUGGACUUAUCUGAUGAAGUUUCAUGUGACUUUUCAUGAUUGCAAGAAGAAACUUGAGAUGUGUUUUCCUUUAAGGAUGAGAAACAAGGAAACACGAUGUUCUUAAAAAAUUGUCUCAAAACACCGAUCUUGUGAUUUUUCUAGAAUUUGAGAUAAAGGUUUUUUAGUGUUACGCUGUAAGUAAUGCAAAGCAAAAAAUCAGAACAGCAAAACUGUCAGAACUAGCAAAAACUGUUGAAAUAGUUUAUCAAAAAGCUUAUCCAGUGUAUAAUUUAUUAUGAUUUAUACAAUAGCAGAUAGUCAUUGCAGGGGAGUUGGACUAGCUGGCCCUUAGAGGUCCUUUCCAACUCUAAGGAUUCGAGGAUUCUAUGACAUGAUCUGCUUGUCAGAUAAUAUCUAGUGAUUUCAUAACAUUUGGACAACAAAACUGCUUUCUAUUUAUUGAUAACAUCACCACUUCGGUAAGGCCAUUUCCAAAAGGGGAUUUUAGAUUUGGAGGUGGGUAGGAGAACCAUUAAAACAGCUGCUUUUGGUAUGCAGUGCUGGUGGCUCCCCUUGGAUAUAAAGUAGAUUUUCAACCUGCCUUUUUCUCUUUGGAGCACUUUGAAACCCUGCUGUAGUAAAGGGCCGUAUUUUCUUUGAAUAAUGAAAUUUUACAUGUACUUUUUAUCAUAAACAUUCUAUUUUCUUUGCAUUACACCUGGACUGUGCUGCAGUACAUAGACUCAUACAAUAGGCAUAUAACAGAAAACCAGUUAAUAACUGUAACUUUAUGUUAUUCACACUCUUGAAAUUUGUUUGUCUUGCUCUUUCUCACUGACAACGCUAUUUGAAGAGCAAGUUUGGGGCAAGGAAGAGAUUCCUGUCUCUGCUCAGUGUAUAGUUCUGAAAUAGUUAUUGCUAUUUCAAUUGUGUGGACUAUUAUGGAAUGAUAACAGUUUACAUUGACUGCUCUCUCAGUCCGUUUGUGAGAGAAACAGCAAGAAGGAAUAAUAGGAUCAUGUCCUCUGUCUGAACUUCUGGCUAUUUUGGUUCUUCUUUUCAAUGCUAUAUAGAAAAAUUCCAAAAAUUACAGAGUUGCAGUAGGCCUGUUCAGUGUUACAGCAAUCAACAUGCACAUGCUCUGCAUUCUAACUUUCCAUAAAAUAUCCAGUCACGUGUAAUUCAAGAUAAUAUUGUAGCCUGAGCCCCAAACUGCCUCAUACUCUUGCAUACAACAUGUAGUCAGUAAUUUCUAUUUUAAGGCAAAGCUUAGGGUGUGAGAUACAGUUUCAUUAGGACCACCAUAUGCCUGGUCACCUUCCACUCCAAAGAACAGGUAUGUUCUCUUGUUCUUUUGCUUACUGUGUUAGACCGUAACCAAGGUACCCACUGAGACAAAAAUGCCAUUCUGCAUACCUGUCUUGAGUGUGAGAAUAGGAAAACAACACAGCUUACUGCAGUUCUGAAUCAGUACAGAUUGCAGUGUUGUGUAAGAAAAUACUGCCUUUCAUGUAGGCAAGAAUACAGCAUUGACCUGUCACCUGAGGAGUGGUGGAUUUAAGCAGGGAGUACACAAGUCUCCUGUAACACUAGGAAUAGGUCUUUUUAUGACUUGAUGAGGGUCUCUCUCUCACUGCUGAGCUCCUGGCACUCUUACAUUUUCUUGCCAGCCGGUAGGGGGCAAACUUCACAGAAGGAUUCCUCAGCACUUCGAUCCCAGAUAGAUUCCAGCCCAAACAUAGACUCACAAGGUGAAAAGGAUAUUUUCACCCUUGUCUUUACUCUUAAUAUUUUGGUUCUUAAAAAAAGAAAAUGAAGUAUAAUACAUUAUUUAUAAGAAAAGUAUGUUGAGUUGUCUGCUUUUGUUCACCAAGUCAUUGUAUAUUACCUAUCUAAUUGUAUGGGAGCUGUUGAAUCACGGCCUGAACCUCUGAUUGAUCACCUGAGGCAAGCACUGAGUCAGCCACAGGAGCACAGGUGAAGGCAAUUGAGCUGUGUGACCAGAAGGGGUGGAGCCUGGCUGCACCUCUCCUUGACCUCAUUUAAGGGCUGACUGCCACUGAGGAAGGCUUUCUGUCUGGAGAUUGCUCCUUGUGGAGUUUUCUUGAGCACCUAUGCUGUUGAGCUUUUUUUUUCCAUUUAUUUCUGAUUAUCUUUUCCAACGUGGUGAUCUUUCCAGCUAUAUGCUCUUAAAAGACCAGCCUAACUUCUCUGUAUACUUACUGGUUAUACAUCUGUAUGCUCAUUGAUUAUAUACUAAUCUUGUCAGGGGAUAACUAACUGAUUAGUGGUUUACCUGAUAUCAUGUACUCACAAAGUUCUGUUAAUAUGUGCCUUUAAAGAAUGUAAUUCAUUCUUGUAAGAUCCAGGUUCUGUUUCAGUGAAAUCAACAAUAGAACAUGAAUGACAGAAGGCAUCAGUCUCUAUUCUUUGCCGGCCUGCCAGAGCUGCAGAAACUCUGUGCCACUACAAUAACACUGAGCCCCCAGUUGCCGGAAAGUGAGAUGAGGAGCACGCAGAUAAAAGUCUGCAGGCAGCUAAUAUUCCUGUAUCAAGAUGUCCUUUCUGCACCUGUUAUUGGAACAUUAAAUCAAAUUUCAGUUGUCAUGGCGAUACCAUUUUACAAAUCAGGAUUAUGUGAAGCAUAUGUGGAGAGACAAGGAGCUACUCUGGAAGCACCGCAAAGAGUUAAUCCAGCCAUUCUCCAAACUUGCCUCUCCUACACACUCACAGCCAGACUUGCACCUAGGUGGAACAAGGCUGGUCAUCUCCUGGUGCAAGGAAAAGAUUUUUUGUCUCAAAUGGGAAGGCAAAAUGCAGUUGUUCUAGACAUCAAUGUGUCAGAGACACAGCUUUGCAUCAGUGUGGAGGCUUGCUCAGUUCGGUUGCCACCCCCCGAGCUGGGAGACUUUGAUAUUUCGGCAAACACCAUAAAGCUGUUUGAGAGCAAUGAAAACACAGUUAUUGACAGUCAUUCCAUAUUAACUAACUGGUGCUAUGUUUUGCCAAGCAUGAAAAUGGGUCAGAUCAUAAACAUCAGCCGUAUAAUUCCUCCAGAAUCUCCUUUCCACUCAUAUGAAGAAUUUCAGAUGCACUGGAAGAAUCUGUACGGCUAUAUUCUUCCAGAGGAUAUUGAGGAGAGAGAAAUAUACUUGAGUGUUUACUUCAAGCCAAUAGGAGAAAGGUUAUUUACGUACCCUCUAAGAUGCAUUCGAAGUCAGCCAGUGCAGUAUUUCCCUAGAACAGAUUCAGAAAGUGUGUUGACGUCUUUUAUUUCCGACGUGAAGGCUAAGUUUUCACAUCUGUGUGGAUUUCCAGUAAGGAUGACAAGUAAAGCACUUUAUGCUACACAGGAACUCUCCCGGACCCCAGUGUGUGAAAUGCAAUCUGAGUCUAUGAAAUUGGCUGGUGAAAUGGUUUGUGUAGUAUCCCUGACCCAGACACCUCCAAGGAAGCCGGCUUUGCCUAUUUCUUCCUCACGCAGUACGGAGAACAGCCACUGGAUGGAGCAUUUGAUCAAAGAGCCAAAACCGCACUCUUUUUCAAGUAGCAAUAGAAGUGCGGAAAAGAUUAGCGUUGAAGCAACUGAGAAGUUAAUCAAUAGGCAAAUACCAGGAAUAUCAGAGCUACCGCUUAGCAAGUCCUUAGGAGUGCCUGGAAGUUCAGCCUUCGAACUCCCUCCAAAAAAGAUCAGCAAAAUUAUACCUAUUUUCAAAGGAAGGUUGAUGCAGAUGAAUGGAAACCCCACAGAUCAAACUGAUGGGAAGGAAAGAAAAAAUGUUGAAAGACAAUCACCAGUAAAAAGUGCUAAAUUUUCUGUGUUGACUGUUUGCAAGUCCAGCUUAACUCAGGUUUAUAAACCUGCUACUCACAGCAACUCACUUCAGAUAAUUACUGAGAAAGCAUAUGUAAAACAAGAUGUAUCUGUAUUUCAGUGGAAAACAGAGUCUCGUGGACAAAUGAUUAAUUCUGAUUCUUCCAGUAACUCAGCUGCAGGUUGGAGUUCAAGUGAAGUCAGUCACAAUAAGGCAAAUUCUCCUUCCUUGCUUAAGAAUGUUAGGCCGGUGCUUCAGAAAUCUGGCAUCAGUCCAAACCUAAAUACGUAUGCAUCUUCCACUUCCAAUUCAAGAGGGGGUAAAAAUUUUGCAAGUCAAAAUACCAUGCAAGUUCUCAGGAAACAACACCAGUCAAAGAAAGUACAUUUGCAGAUUCAUAAAGUAGAGAAUGAAAUGACAAAUUCCAGUUUACCACAGCAACAAACAAAGAAAUCAAAUGAAGGACCAGGGUUAAAUAUUCACAAAUCCAUCUUAAAUGAUACAGUGUGCAUUGCCAAAAGUGAUGAAAGCAAAGCAUCCUACCGUUCUAAGAACUGUAUUGCUAAGACGACCAGUCUUCAUUCCAACUCUGUCUGUGGACAGAUGUUUACAGGAAACAAAUAUCUGACAUAUGAUGAAACAGUGACCUCAAAACUGACUCACUCAACGAAGGAGAACAAUGAGGAAGCAUCUGUAAAGAAAGGUUCUGCCAGAAAAAGACAGAAAGAAGAAGGUUACUCAAAAUUAAAGAAAGUCAAAAGAAGUAAGCCUUUUAUUUAGGAUAUAAUGGAGUACUGAAGAAAAUUCUGGGCUUCCAAGAGGCCAUUAACGUACUUGAGAAUCUCUGAGCUUUGUGAUCUUUACUCUGUUUAUGUCAUGUCACUGCUACCUGUUUCUGGAUGAAAAAUUGAAGGUUAAAUACAUACAGUCAAGUGAAUCCAUAUGUCGCCUUCUACUCCAGGCAGUUUAGGUUAGUAAUCCUCAAAUGAUUUUGGAAAUUCAGCUAAUUAUUUGGAAUUCUUUAAUCACAUUAUGUCUGUCCUAGCACUUGCUUACAUGCUCGAUUGCUGUUCCAAGUUAUUUUGAAGUUUCAAGUCUGUAUUUUUAUAUCAUCAUUAUAUUUAAUGACACAAUUGUUUGCUAUGAAAUCAGCAUCUCUUUGUUUCACCAGUAAAACAUUCCUAAAUAACUUCUCCUUGUCAAAUAGUUAGAAAAUAAACACUGCAGAUUUUCUUAGUUAGGGAACGGUCUCAAGGCUGGAUUUGAUUACAGCUUCUUUAGCUGUAGCUGUCACAUCUUUUAGUGAAUUUCCAUUCUCACAGACAAAACUACUGGAUAUAAAGGAUUUUUAAAGUCCAAUUCACAACACCAUUCUUGAGCAAUUCAUGCAGAAUAUAUAUUGCUGCCAUUUAAGUAAUUUUAUCAAAACAAAUGUAGUUACAAAAGUAAUAUAAAUUAUUUUGGUCCCGUUGUUGUUGUUUGUAAGCAAAUAUUAUUGUGUUACAUGAAAAUUAAGAGGCGAAUGACAAUUUCUAAACUCAAACAACAGAAAACUGUAGUAUAACAUUUGCUUUGAUAAUACAUUGCCAAAACCUUUUUUUUUUUCCUAAAGGAAAUGGUACGGUGAGACUUCACCUGCUUUAUGAGAACUUUGUAUAUUGUCACAGUUGUGUUCUUAUUUGCCUCAUGUUUCACAUUAGGAUUUUUCUUACCUACGAUGACAAGUUUUGUUCAUCAUUAUUUAUUUCAAAUGGAAAAUGUUAGCAUAGCUCUAAUUUAAUGGUGCCAGCAUUUAAAAGAAAGUGAGCACUUCAGUGACUUGUAAAUUUAUUGCAUACAAUAUAAAAAAACUAAAUAACACAACACACAAAAAAGAGCAAUGUACUCAUCAAGAAACCAAACCAUAUUUACAUAGAAUGCAAACUGUUAUACAAAGCCACUUUUCAAAAUGCCGUGGAUUAGUUAUUCUUUCAUAGGUUUAUUGAGAUGUAAUCUGUCUUUUUCUGUCUCACAAUAUGGAAAAGCUCCUGAAAAGGUUGCCUUUAUGCUAUGCUAUAUAAACUUGUGCUUCCUCUGGUCUGUCUCCUAUAGUUGCUAUUUAAGUGCUGCCUGUUUCCAGCAUUUGCCUGGUAUCUUCUUAUUAAUGGAAGUUAUUCUGCAUCAUUCUUGUGUUUCAAAAUGUUUGCAUCACUUUGUGUUAUCUAAUAUAAUACUCCAAAUCGUGGAAAUACAGUUAUUGUAGAUCCAGUUUGUUCCACUUCAAAUAAACUGCUGAAUAAUUCA